AGCAGUGGAAAGAGUUCUGUGUUGGAAAGUCUUGUGGGGAGGGAUCUGCUCCCACGAGGUACUGGAGUUGUCACCCGGAGACCCCUUAUUCUGCAGCUGGUGCAUGUUUCCCCAGAGGAUGGUCGGAAGACAGCUGGAGAUGAAAAUGAGAUAGAUGCUGAAGAGUGGGGUAAAUUUCUUCACACCAAAAAUAAGAUCUAUACAGAUUUUGAUGAAAUUCGUCAGGAAAUAGAAAAUGAAACAGAGAGGAUUUCAGGAAAUAAUAAGGGGAUCAGUCCAGAACCUAUUCAUCUUAAGAUUUUUUCAUCUAAUGUUGUGAAUCUGACUCUUGUGGAUUUACCUGGAAUGACAAAGGUGCCUGUUGGCGAUCAGCCUAAGGACAUUGAGCUUCAAAUAAGAGAGCUCAUCCUUCAAUUCAUCAGCAACCCAAAUUCAAUUAUUCUGGCAGUCACAGCGGCUAACACAGACAUGGCCACUUCAGAAGCACUUAAAAUUGCACGGGAGGUGGAUCCUGAUGGUCGAAGAACCCUUGCUGUUAUCACAAAGCUGGACCUCAUGGAUGCUGGCACUGAUGCUAUGGAUGUGCUCAUGGGAAGAGUGAUUCCAGUCAAGCUUGGCAUCAUUGGGGUAGUGAACAGGAGUCAGCUGGACAUUAACAAUAAGAAGAGUGUAGCAGAUUCCAUUCGUGAUGAGUAUGGUUUUCUUCAGAAGAAGUAUCCUUCCCUAGCCAAUCGAAAUGGAACCAAGUAUCUUGCUAGAACACUGAACAGACUACUGAUGCAUCAUAUCAGAGAUUGUUUGCCAGAACUGAAAACCAGAAUCAAUGUUUUAGCUGCUCAGUACCAGUCUCUACUAAACAGCUAUGGGGAACCUGUGGAGGACAAAAGUGCCACUUUAUUGCAGCUUAUUACCAAAUUUGCUACAGAAUAUUGUAACACUAUUGAAGGAACAGCAAAAUACAUAGAGACUUCAGAGCUAUGCGGUGGAGCCAGAAUCUGUUACAUUUUUCAUGAGACCUUUGGAAGAACUUUAGAAUCUGUUGACCCACUGGGUGGCCUUAACACAAUUGAUAUUCUCACUGCCAUUAGAAAUGCUACUGGUCCUCGUCCUGCCUUGUUUGUUCCUGAAGUUUCAUUUGAAUUGCUGGUCAAAAGGCAAAUCAAACGUUUAGAGGAACCUAGCCUGCGCUGCGUGGAGCUGGUUCAUGAAGAAAUGCAGAGGAUUAUCCAGCACUGUAGUAAUUACAGUACACAGGAACUGUUGAGGUUUCCUAAAUUGCACGAUGCCAUAGUUGAAGUAGUAACCUGUCUUCUGCGUAGAAGACUUCCUGUCACAAAUGAAAUGGUUCAUAAUCUAGUGGCCAUUGAGUUAGCUUAUAUCAAUACCAAACAUCCAGACUUCGCUGAUGCCUGUGGCUUAAUGAAUAACAACAUAGAGGAACAAAGGCGUAACAGGUUAGCCCGGGAAUUGCCUUCUGCUGUGCCACGAGACAAGUCUACUAAAGCUCCAGGUGUAUUGACACCUGCUUCCCAGGAGACUGUUACUGCUGCUUCUGCUGAGGCUGAUGGCAAGGCUGCUCCUGGAUCAGGAGAUGUGUCUCAGGAGCCUGGAACAGGCAACUGGAGAGGAAUGUUGAAAUCCUCAAAAGCAGAAGAGGUAUCAGCAGAGGAAAAAUCCAAGCCAGCUGCAGCCCUACCUGCUAGUCCUCAAAAAGGACAUGCUGUAAACUUACUAGAUGUGCCUGUACCAGUUGCACGCAAACUUUCUGCCCGUGAGCAACGAGAUUGUGAAGUGAUUGAACGACUUAUUAAAUCUUACUUCCUUAUCGUCAGGAAGAACAUUCAGGACAGUGUGCCAAAGGCAGUGAUGCAUUUUCUGGUGAACCACGUGAAAGACACUCUCCAGAGUGAGCUGGUAGGGCAGCUGUAUAAAUCCUUGUUAUUGGAUGACCUUCUGACAGAGUCCGAGGACAUGGCACAGCGCAGAAAAGAGGCAGCUGACAUGCUAAAGGCCCUGCAGCGAGCCAGUCAGAUCAUUGCAGAGAUCCGUGAGACACAUCUUUGGUGAAGACUGUACCUGCCAGCCACAUUAUUUAUAUGCAUUGGAGGUUACGUUGACUUGAAAAUUGCUAGGCAUGGUAUACAGAGUAGAAUUUUUAUUUAUGAACUCUUAUCUGUGUAAAUCUGCUCAUGUAAAGACAGUUGGUUUGAUUUGCGAAGAGAAAAAUAUGCUGUAUUUUGCCAAGUAAUUAGUAUUUAAUCCACAUAAUAAACAGCUCUAAAUGUUUCCUUACCAGCUUUCUGGUGCAAACUAAAGCAGACCAAGUCUACUGUCUCCGUGACAGUCUCAAGUUCCAGUGCCUGACUUGCUAAACAGGUUGCCUGUGGUUAAGACGGAUGGUGUAGUCUUGUGGCAUAGUUUAAAGCUGCUUAUACAAUAGAAGUUUAAAUACUGUGAAGAGAGCACCGAGUAUUUUCUUUCAUGAAUAUAUUGCAUGCACUAUGACAGAUGGAGGUAUCAAUUUUAUAGCACAGUAGAGAUGUCUA
Merops nubicus (carmine bee-eater) is the source of this 2546-nucleotide messenger RNA. RefSeq names its product dynamin 1-like (gene DNM1L). The annotation marks the transcript as partial. Gene Ontology annotation, biological process: mitochondrial fission; mitochondrial fragmentation involved in apoptotic process. Gene Ontology annotation, molecular function: GTP binding; GTPase activity; microtubule binding. The record is from RefSeq and is a predicted model, not a curated record. The transcript is spliced from 18 exons. Gene Ontology annotation, cellular component: membrane; mitochondrion; cytoplasm. NCBI's taxonomy places the organism in Eukaryota, Metazoa, Chordata, Aves, Coraciiformes, Meropidae.